Messenger RNA from Penicillium verrucosum, 1266 nucleotides. RefSeq lists its product as uncharacterized. The record is from RefSeq and is a predicted model, not a curated record. Bases 1 to 1266 code for a protein of 421 amino acids. NCBI's taxonomy places the organism in Eukaryota, Fungi, Ascomycota, Eurotiomycetes, Eurotiales, Aspergillaceae. The transcript has 5 exons.
AUGUACGUUGUGAUCGUCACUUCGGCCUUUAUGGGGCUGGCGGCUUUGACUGUCGCCCUCCGGUUAUACACUCGGGUCUACGUGGUGAAGGCUCCUGGACUAGAUGACUGGAUUAUACUAGGUGCAUUGAUCGUCGACCUAGCAUUCUUCGCUUUUAUAAUUCUUGAACGAGAAUAUGGCAUUGGCGUCCCCGCGUCAGAACUAUCGACCGAUGAGAUCGAGCGCCAACUAUUUGUACGAAACAACGUCCCUUCUGUUAUGGAAAAACUCACUAAUAAAAUCAACCCACAGUGGUUAUGGCUUUCGGUCCCUUUCUACAACAUGACCAUGAUCCUAGCCAAGUUAUCAGCCCUGACUCUUUACAUCCGUCUCUUCCGUCCCCAUCCCUUCCUCUUGGCUACCUACAUCAUAAUGGGCUGUCUCGUUGUCAUAGGCCUAUGGACGACCCUGAGCGGCUUUUUCUUCUGCAUCCCUAUCCACGCCUUCUGGAGUGCAUCGGCAGAGGUCCGCAACACAAAAUGUCUACCCGCCGCCCCUGUCUGGUUCACCAAUGCGGCACUACAGACUAUUACCGAUCUGGUGAUAUUGGUUUUGCCCAUGCCGCUGCUAUGGAAGUUACAAUUACCGAAAAGACAAAAAUGGGGAAUACUUGUGGUUUUCGGUCUUGGAAUCAUUAUUGUUGCCACCAGUUGCGCUCGCAUGUAUCCAUUGAGCAUCAUGGUUGCUGGAGACUUUACCCUUGCAAAUGCCCGAGCAGCCCUCUGGUCCUUCCUCGAAGCAAACGUAUCCAUAAUCUGCAUCUGUCUGCCACCUCUCCAUCCACUGAUCUCCCGCGUGUUCUCAUUCUUCUUCCUUCCUCGACCAGUACACUCGCGCGCCUCAAAGGUUCAUUCAAAUAGAACCCAGAUGAGUGAGCCUCUCCGUCGGGAUGGUAGUAUCUGGUGUAAUGAACUCUUCAGUCCCGGACCGGGGAGUUACUCUGCUAGUAUUUCAAAGGUCGAUACGAAUGAAGACGAACAUGAGAAUGAGGAGGGGAUUCGGGUUAAACGAGAGUUAAGGAUGGAGUCUGAUACCCUUCAUACUCCUAUUCUCAGGCCUCAUUCUGCGAGAAGUCUUCGCUUCGAUAUUGAGAUGGGGGAGGGGGUUACGAGGAGUAAGACUGCGCAUGCGAAGCCAUGCUCGAAUCCUAGUGCUGAGAGGGAUUUCGGGGAUUUGGGGGAUUUCGAGUUCCCGGACUAUAAGGAGAGGAUGAAUGCUCCGAUUUGA